AUGUCAGCUCUCACUAAAGCCAUGUCCAAGUUUCGAUUGGCUGUGGUGCAGCUGCAGGUGAGCAGUGUGAAGGUGGAAAACCUGAACCGAGCCCGAAAACUGGUGCAGGAGGCGGCUGGACAGGGAGGGAAGCUUGUGCUGCUGCCGGAGUGCUUUAAUUCUCCGUACGGCACCAGUUUCUUCUCUGAAUACGCCGAGAAGAUCCCAGGAGAGUCCACUCAGGCGCUGUCAGAAAUGGCCAGAGAAAACAAAGUCUAUUUGGUCGGAGGGUCCAUUCCUGAAGAAGACGGAGGGAAGUUGUACAACAGCUGUGCAGUGUUUGACCCAGAAGGAAACAUGAUUCUCAAACACAGAAAGAUCCACCUGUUCGACAUCAGUGUUCCGGGGAAGAUCCACUUCCAGGAGUCGGAGACGCUGAGUCCAGGCUGCAGUCUGUCGGUGUUCAAGACUCCGUUUUGUAAAGUGGGCGUCGGCAUCUGCUAUGACAUGAGGUUUGCUGAACUCGCACAGCUCUACGGCAGAAAAGGUUGUCAGCUCCUGGUUUAUCCUGGAGCCUUUAACAUGACGACGGGUCCGGCGCACUGGGAGCUUCUACAGAGGGCCAGAGCGGUGGAUAAUCAGGUUUAUGUCGCGACUGCAUCACCGGCCAGAGACGAAACCUCAGCGUACGUGGCCUGGGGUCACAGCACCGUUGUGAACCCAUGGGGAGAGGUCGUCUCAAAGGCUGGUCCAGAAGAGGCUGUUAUUUACGCAGAUAUCGAUCUGCAGUACUUGGCAGAUAUCAGGCAGCAGAUUCCCCUCACAGUCCAGAGACGACAUGACCUGUACACUGUGACCACUGUCUCUGAGGACUCAAGCUGA
Messenger RNA from Knipowitschia caucasica, 861 nucleotides. The record is from the annotation of a GenBank genome assembly. NCBI's taxonomy places the organism in Eukaryota, Metazoa, Chordata, Actinopteri, Gobiiformes, Gobiidae.